AUGUCGUUAUUAGAACAAUUAGCAAGAAAGAAGCUAGAAAAAGCUAAAGGUCUCUCAAAUAUUGAUCAAUCACAUAAUACUUCUAAAAGUGCAUCACUACUAGAAAAGUUACAUAAGAACAGAGAAACUACAGAUAGCAAUGCUGAAACGAAAAAGAAAGAUCUGAGGACUCUUCUUGCAAAAGACAGGAUCAAAAAGGGUGACAAUAACCCGAACCAACAUACUUUCUCAUUAAGUUUGAAAUUGUCUGCCUUAAAGAAAUCAAAUAAUGAUAUGACAAAAGGAAAACUAGAAACACCAGGGAGCACCGAAAAUGAACUUCAUAUCAAAGAAAAAUCUUAUGUUAAUUCCAGCUUUGAAGAUCCAUGGAAAAUCAUAAAUGAAAUAAAUCAGUACUGUGUUUUAAAAAAAGAUGCGUGCGUAAAUCGAACUAGCGAUUUUGCCCUUACAAACUUUAUUAUAAAUAACAAAUCAAAAGGUCUAAACACGCAAGCCACCUCAUUAUCACCAGAAUCACCUCCAUCUUCAUCAUCACCAUCUCUUCUGAGUUUGGAAAAGCAUUAUAAUGAGCUUUUUAGCAUUUUUCUACCUUCUGCCCUGCCGAAAAAAUCUCGUAACAUAGCCAUUGAAAACUUUAAUAAACCUAGUCCCGACGAUAUAAUACAAUCAGCUCAGUUGAAUGCCUUUAAUGAAAGAUUAGAGAACUUAAAUAUUAAAGCAGUACCCAAGGCUGGAAAGGAUGAAUUGAUUGAGCUUCAAACACCUCCUACUGAACCAAUUGAUAUUCAUUCAUUCAUUGCCAACCAUCCUUUGGAUUUAACAUGUUUGUUACUCGGUGAUGCGAAUUCUGGUAAAUCUACUUUACUUGGACAUCUUUUAUAUGAACUAAACGAACUUUCUAUAUCUUCAAUGAGAGAACUACAAAAAAAAGCGAGUAAUUUAGACCCGCUUCUUUCCAAUCAUUUUAAGAUCAUUCUAGACAAUACUAAAAUUGAAAGAGAAAAUGGGUUUUCAAUGUUCAAGAAAAUGGUUAAAAUAAAGAAUAAUUUCCUUCCGUCAUCAUCCCUCACACUUAUAGACACGCCCGGCAAUAGCGAGUAUUUUAAUAAAGAGACCAUUAAUUCAAUUCUAACGUUUAACCCGGACGUUUUUGCAUUGGUUAUUGAUUGCAAUUAUGAGUUUUGGGAGAAAUCAUUAGAUGGUCCAAAUAAUCGGAUAUAUGAAAUUUUAAGGGUAAUAUCAUACUUAUACCAAAAGUCCACACGCAAGAAGCAUUUGAUAGUUCUUUUGAACAAAGCAGAUCUAAUAAGUUGGGACAAACAACGACUAGAAAUAAUUCAGUCUGAACUAAACUAUUUGUUGACGGAGCAUUUUCAAUGGAAAGCCGCACAAUUCCAAUUCAUUCCGUGUUCCGGCUUGUUAGGUUCAAAUUUGAAUAAUUCUGAAAAUGUUUCCAAGUCUAAAUACAAAUCUGAGUUUGACUCUAUCGAUGAUGUUCCUGAGUGGUAUGACGGACCGACGUUUUUCUCUCAACUAUGUACAUUAAUGGAAGCUAAUAUGAACAAGAUAGAAAGCACGUUGGAAGAGCCAUUUAUAGGCAUAAUAUUACAAUCCCCCGUUACUCAACCAUCAGCAGAGGCAAAUUGCUUAUCGCUAAAAGUUCUUAUUAAAAGCGGAUACAUUCAAUCGGGCCAAACAAUCGAAAUUCACACUCAGUUUAAGGGACUACAGUAUUAUGGUAUAGUUACGGAAAUGAGGAAAGCAAAACAAAUUUCGGGGACUAAGAAAACAAAACCUUUGGCAGUCGGUGUGAAUUCUGACAUUUUAGAAGUUUUGGUUAAGAUUCAUAAUACGGAAGACUUCAUGAAAAAUCGAACCCUCAUUCGCAAGGGUGAUUCAAUGAUUCUUUCCAGAAGGGCAAAUAAUUUAUCACCAAAUUUACCCAAAGUAUUGAAGUUGUCAACUUUGCGGUUAAUUAAGUUGUCAAUCCAAACGCAUAUGUUGAAUGAUCGCAUAGACUUGGGUUCUGAACUGAUUCUCUACCAUAAUUUGACGUAUAGCGUAGCCAAAUUAUUGAAGAUUUUUGGAACCAAUGACACCUCAAUUGGUCCGUAUCAAUCAUUAAUGGUCGAAGUUGAAAUUGUGGAACCAAAUUUUGAUUUAACUGUGAUCGAUUCUAAGUAUGUUACUGACAAUAUUGUUCUAACAUCAAUAGAUCAUAAAGUCAUUGCAGUAGGGACAAUUGUAUACUAA
This is a messenger RNA of Saccharomyces mikatae IFO 1815, 2253 nucleotides long. RefSeq names its product Ski7p (gene SKI7). NCBI's taxonomy places the organism in Eukaryota, Fungi, Ascomycota, Saccharomycetes, Saccharomycetales, Saccharomycetaceae. The transcript has a single exon. Gene Ontology annotation, molecular function: GTPase activity; translation elongation factor activity; GTP binding. Gene Ontology annotation, biological process: translation; translational elongation. The record is from RefSeq and is a predicted model, not a curated record. Bases 1 to 2253 code for a protein of 750 amino acids.